Messenger RNA from Apiotrichum porosum, 1524 nucleotides. RefSeq lists its product as uncharacterized. Gene Ontology annotation, molecular function: transmembrane transporter activity. Lineage: Eukaryota; Fungi; Basidiomycota; Tremellomycetes; Trichosporonales; Trichosporonaceae. Gene Ontology annotation, biological process: transmembrane transport. The transcript has 9 exons. The record is from RefSeq and is a predicted model, not a curated record. Bases 1 to 1524 code for a protein of 507 amino acids. Gene Ontology annotation, cellular component: membrane.
AUGCCCCACAACCAGUCACCUGGCGAUGCCACCGUCGAACUCAAGGAUGAUACUCUGACCAAGAUCACCUCCCCCAAUGGCGAUACCGACAGUGACCAAGACGUCUACAACAAUACCGAACACGUAUCCUAUACCGAGGCAGAGGGUCGUCGCGUUCUUUGGAAGAUCGACUUGGUCCUUCUCCCCCUCAUGUGCGGCUGCUACAUCUUCUCCUUCAUUGAUAAGACCUUGCUCAAUUACUCGUCGACCUUUGGCCUUCAAAAGGCCCUUCACAUGGAAGGACAGGACUACUCUUGGACCGGAAGCAUCUUCUACUUUGGGUACAUGCUCGGAGCGAUGGCCUGGUCAAAGCUCGUCCAGCGCUUCCCCCGGCACGUCGGCAAGCUCAUCUCAAGCGCAAUCUUGAUCUGGUCCAUUAUCAUCCUUCUCACUCCCCUCUGCUUCAACUUUGCCGGUAUCAUGGUCAACAGAUUCUUUCUAGGCCUUAUAGAGUCUAUCACAGGCCCUGUUUUUGUUGUUGUGACAAGCAACUGGUGGACCCGUCGCGAACAGGCCUUCCGCACUGCCUUUUGGCUCGGUGGCACGCCUAUUGGCAACUUCGUGGGUGGCCUUCUUUCGUAUGCCAUCGGGCACAUCCACUCGUCAAUCCCCACUUGGAAGAUCUUCUUCCUCUUCUUUGGCUCGUUUUCUUUCGGCUUUGCGAUCAUAAUGUGCAUCCUCAUGCCCGACCACCAACGCAAUGCUCGGUGGCUCAACGCACGCGAGCAAGAGAUCGCCAUCGAGCGCGUCCGUGCCAACAAGACGGUCACCUCGGACCACCACUGGAAGUGGUCACAGUUCUGGGAGGCUUUGUAUGACCCUCAGACCACCCUGUUUUUUAUCACUGCCAUUGGUAACACCAUGCCCUCGACCUUUGCCUCUCAGUUCUCUUCCCAGAUUGUCAAGGGCUUUGGGUUCACUGCCAUUCAGACUACCCUCGUCUCGACUUGCCCCGCCGCCUCCAUCCAGCUGAUCACCUUCCUUGGAGGCUCUUGGCUUGCUGGGCGUAUUCCCAACUCACGCCUGAUCCUGGGAAUGAUCUGCUCCAUCCCUCCACUCAUUGGCGCAUCCCUUCUGCACGUUCUCCCGACGUCGAACGUCCAUGGCAGGCUGGCGGGUUAUUACCUGACGUACACUCACACCAUGUCUUUCACCCUCGCGACCAGUCUUAUGGCCUCCAACUAUGCCGGUCACACCAAGAAGACAACGGCUACUGCCAUCAUCUACGUUGGUUGGGCUGCGGGGUUGAUCGCCGGUCCCCAAUUUUUCCUCACUAGUCAGGCUCCAAACUACCAGAUGGCGUUUGAAAUGCUCAUGGUGUGCUAUGCGCUCAUGAUUAUCGUUCCACUGCUUCAGCUCUUCUUUUACAUCCGUGAGAACCGCAAGCGCAACCGUCGUGGCGGAGACGUCGUGGACGAGGGCGAGCUCGAGUUCACCGACAAGACGGACCGCGAGCAGUGGCGCACGUUCCGGUAUGUCAUGUAA